AGACUGGAGAAGAGACGGGGCCUGGCUUGGGAAUGUGUUGCUCUCUUCCCAUUCUUCCUAUGCAGACAGACACACAACAUGGCGGAAUAGAACGGUCGGCUGACGCGCCCGGAUACAGUGGAUAAACCGUGGGAUUUAACAUCCAGGGAGGCCAAGAAAGUACCCGCUGAAGCUACGAUACGUUAGGGGAAACUGAGGAUUUUAGAGGGCGCCUUCCUUACCCGAAUUUAGUAGAGAAACUGACUGCAAAGUGUUAACUGUGUCCCAGACCGUACUUCCCUCCUCUGCUAUCACCCAGGUCCCCCCACCCCGCUCACACUCGGUUCUUGGGGUGUGGAGACAGGGGCCGGGGUUGAAAAAAAAAACGUGAAAGAGAAAAGGAGGAUAAAUUCCUGCUUGACUUUGAUUUUUCCCCUCUCGGGUUUCCUUUGGGCACUACAGGAGUCGUGGACCCCGCUGUGCGAAUGAGUGAUUGAUGCCAACUUCGCUUCUUCAGGGCAGAAUGGGUGUGUGUCCCCUGCUCCUGCUGCUCGGUCUAGCCCUCUGGGCCUCAGCUCAAGAUCAUGUCCCCAUCGCAACUCCACCAAAUAUCACUGCCUCCGUCAACUUGACAGUCACCCACACACCAGCCCCCAUGGCCCCACCUGCAACACUUACUGUGACGACAGUAACACCCACAACAACAACAACAACAACAACCACCACCUCAACCACAGCCCCAACUGGUGAUGGAGUACAUUCAUCUAAUUCCACCCCGCUGGUGUUACCAGCUCCUUCUCCCUCACCUUCAGUUCCAUCAGAUGCCCCUCAGGCACUACCAAGCACCGAUCCUCCCCCUCCUACUACCUCGGUGUGGGAAGGAAAUGGGACCAUUGAUACGUCACCUAGAGAGACACAUCAGGAUGAGGAUACAUUCAGCGAGGAGCAGGAGACAACCACACAAGCUGGGUUUGAGUUCACCUCAGUUAGCAGCCCACAUGACAACAACUCCACUGAAGAUAUGCCGAUCAUAGCCGUGAUGGUGGCCCUGUCCUCCCUGCUGUUCAUCAUCUUCAUCAUCAUCGUCCUCUACAUGCUUCGGUUUAAGAAGUACAAGCAGGCAGGAAGCCAUUCAAACUCCUUCAGGCUAGCCAACGGUAGAUCAGAUGAUACAGAACUUCAGAGCGUUCCAUUAUUGGCUCGUUCACCCAGCACAAACAGGAAGUACCCUCCUCUUCCUGUCGACAAGCUAGAAGAAGAAAUGAACCGUCGCAUGGCUGAUGACAACAAGCUUUUCAGGGAGGAGUUUAAUGCUCUGCCAGUUUGCCCCAUCCAGGCAUCAUGCGAUGCUGCUUCCAAGGAAGAGAAUAAAGAAAAAAACAGAUAUGUCAACAUCCUGCCAUAUGAUCACUCCAGGGUGCAUCUCUCAUCUCUGGAGGGAGUCCCUGACUCUGACUUCAUCAAUGCCUCCUUUAUAAAUGGUUACCAAGAGAAGAAUAAGUUUAUUGCAGCUCAGGGGCCAAAGGAGGAAACCAUAAAUGACUUCUGGCGCAUGAUCUGGGAGCAGAACACAGCUACCAUUGUCAUGGUGACCAAUCUAAAGGAGAGGAAAGAGUGUAAGUGUGCCCAGUACUGGCCGGACCAGGGCUGCUGGACAUAUGGGAACAUCCGAGUGUCGGUAGAAGACACGAUGGUUCUGGUGGACUACACAGUCCGCAAGUUCUGCAUCCAACAGGUGGGAGAUGUAUCUGGGAAGAAGCCUCAGAGGCUUGUCACCCAGUUCCACUUCACCAGCUGGCCAGACUUUGGGGUGCCCUUCACCCCUAUUGGCAUGCUCAAGUUCCUUAAAAAAGUCAAGGCCUGCAACCCCCAAUAUGCUGGUCCCAUUGUGGUUCAUUGUAGUGCGGGAGUCGGGCGGACAGGUACCUUCAUUGUGAUUGAUGCCAUGUUGGACAUGAUGAUUGCUGAAAGGAAGGUGGAUGUGUUUGGCUUCGUCACUAGGAUCAGAGCACAGCGUUGUCAGAUGGUUCAGACUGAUAUGCAGUAUGUGUUCAUCUUCCAGGCGUUGUUAGAGCACUACCUGUACGGAGACACAGAGCUGGAGGUGACCUCUCUGGAGUCCCACCUGGCCAAACUCUACGCCCCCUCACCUGGAGCUGGCUGCAGUGGUCUGGAGGCUGAAUUCAAGAAACUGACAUCCAUCAAGAUUCAGAAUGACAAGAUGAGAACAGGCAACCUGCCCGCCAACAUGAAGAAAAACAGAGUCCUACAGAUCAUUCCAUAUGAAUUCAACAGAGUGAUCAUUCCAGUCAAACGAGGAGAGGAGAACACCGACUACGUCAAUGCCUCUUUCAUUGAUGGCUACCGUCAAAAGGACUCAUACAUGGCGAGCCAGGGCCCCCUGCAGCACACCAUAGAGGACUUCUGGAGGAUGAUCUGGGAGUGGAGAAGCUGCUCCAUAGUCAUGCUCACUGAGCUGGAGGAGAGAGGGCAGGAAAAGUGUGCUCAGUAUUGGCCCAGUGAUGGAGCGGUGGUCUAUGGGGACAUCUCCAUCGAGCUUAAAAGGGAGGAAGAGAGUGAGAGCUACACAGUGCGUGACCUCCUGGUCACCAACAACAGGGAGAACAAAGCUCGAGCGGUGCGUCAGUUCCACUUCCAUGGCUGGCCAGAGGUGGGCAUACCCACCGAUGGAAAGGGCAUGAUCAACAUAAUUGCUGCAGUGCAGAAACAGCAGCAGCAGUCUGGCAACCACCCCAUCACUGUACACUGCAGUGCUGGUGCUGGCCGGACAGGGACUUUCUGUGCAUUGAGUACAGUCCUGGAGCGGGUGAAGGCAGAGGGUAUCCUGGAUGUCUUCCAGACAGUCAAGAGCCUCAGACUGCAGAGACCCCACAUGGUGCAGACUCUGGAGCAGUACGAGUUCUGCUACAAAGUGGUCCAGGAGUAUAUCGAUGCCUUUUCUGACUACGCCAACUUCAAGUAGAGACCUGCCGUGGAUUCACAGAUGUCCGCAUACACUUUAUACAAGCAUAUGCACGCAUCAGAACACGCACACAUAGUACAUUGCCAUGCAGAAAGCUGCAUAUUCCCAUCUGAUGGGUUUAAAAAAGACUCAUCAUAACUUGAUCUGUGGAUGGGAUGAACUGCCUGAAGGAAAAGGGAACAGAAGUCUUUAUCCGGAGGGCAGGGCAGUGCUGUGGAAUAGAGAAAAUAACUGAAAUGCCUUCUUGAAUAUUUUGUAAUAAUGGUCUUGUUAAUACACCCCUUCACCUCUAUUUGCUUCCUGUCCCCUUCCCCAUAUGUACAUAUACUUAUUGGGGUGCAUCUUUUGACUUUGGUUUCACACACAGUCUGGAGUUUGGCUGCAUUUUUGGCAAUGCAUUUCAUUUGUGUGUGUGUGUGUGUGUGUGUGUGUGU
This is a messenger RNA of Monopterus albus (swamp eel), 3396 nucleotides long. RefSeq names its product protein tyrosine phosphatase receptor type A (gene ptpra). The record is from RefSeq and is a predicted model, not a curated record. The transcript is spliced from 22 exons. NCBI's taxonomy places the organism in Eukaryota, Metazoa, Chordata, Actinopteri, Synbranchiformes, Synbranchidae. Bases 476 to 2962 code for a protein of 828 amino acids. Gene Ontology annotation, molecular function: protein tyrosine phosphatase activity. Gene Ontology annotation, biological process: protein dephosphorylation.